UCAUUUAUUGACUUUCACUUCGAGGGAGGGAAAAAAAGAGCUGCUUUUUCCCCUCAAAAGCUUUUGAAGGAGGAGGCUUGGAAAAGAAGGGGUUGAGAUGGGGUUAUGUGGCAGCCGAUUGGUGUCGAACCCAUCACGGGGGAGACUCAACCGCCGUCCCAAACGGCGUUCCAGAAUCUCUUCGUUUUUCAUCUGCGGUGGCUCUUCGUCUCAUGCUCCUCUUGAUAGGGAAGCUUAUCCAACUGGAAUCCUAGUGAAGUCAGCAGAGCACUGUGACCCAGUUACCAACAUCGUCCGAAGUCCAUUGGAGGAAUCUGCUCUGAUCUGCAGUAUGGGAACAAGAUUUAGCAGCAUAGACACUGAAACUGGACUUUCAGCUGAAAGCAAUACUGCUGUCAGUGAGGAUUCAUCUGUUGAAGGUGAUUCUAGAGAUGUAGAAAAAAGUAACUGUAGGAAAUGCUUGACUGAAAAUACAGAGUUAGUUGCUCCUCAGGUAAGUGCUGACUAUAGUCGUGGUGAAUCUCGUAGGGAUAGCAGUACCUCAGCUUACACUCCCUUAUUAGAACAACAGUCUUCGAACACUGGCUCACUAAACCUUUCUGCUAAUGAGGAUGCAGUCAGAUCUGAUGCAAACAAUGCUGCAUAUCAGAUGUGUCCUGAGUCGGGUAUUUUAUCUCCUCAAGGGCUUGAAGACUCACAUUCACGUAGGAUAUGUGUUGAGAAUCAGUUGGGUGAAGUAACAACAGUCGAUGACUCUGGUUCUGCUCCUGCUUCUGCUCCUCAUGCCUCAGAACCGGAGACUUCUCACUUAUUAGGCCGUGAAUCCAUUUUAGAGGCAAUGCCUUCAGGUUUAGGAUUUAUCGUCUCCAAUAGGGAAAGGGGCCAGGGAGAUGGAAGUAUUCUUCAUGUUGAUCUUGUGAGUCUCUCUUCCAAUAUUUUAUCUGGUGGCAGUGCUGAAACUAGCAAUCGUGAAGCCAGGAGGAACAAUAGAAGAUUGUUCUCAGAUGCUUUUUCGAGACGCAGUUUUAGAAGAAAUGAUAAUUCCCCGUCCAUUUUUCUUUCAAUGGAUGAUGAUAAUGAUACAGGGUUUGAUAACAGAUGGCUCUUUGAUUUCAAUGGUGAUUUCCUUUAUGAUGGAGCCCUAGGUGAUUCUGGUUACCUUAGAAGUAGAACUUAUAGAUUGAAUGAACGACGACGACGCUCGAGAUUAGAGAUCUGGGAAAGGCUGCGCGGUGGAAAUGAUGAAAAUAGUCGGCCAACUACAUUCUGUCCUUCUGGAAUCCACCCUGAUGGCUCUUGCUCCUGUGAUUCUUACUUGAGGACUGAUGAGCCAAGUGCUCGUGUAAGCAUAUCACGAAUAGUAAUGCUUGCUGAGGCUCUAUUUGAGGUUUUGCAUCGUCAACCAGUAGCACUUUCCCUAUCCAUGGUAUCACCGCCAGCUCCUGAAUCUGUAGUUGAUUCUUUCCCUCUCAGAAGUCACACAAAAGUGAAUGCAGCCGAAUGCAGGGAUGCUGUUGAACAGUGUCAUAUAUGCUUGGCUGAAUACGAGGAAGGGGACAAAAUAAGAGUUCUGCCUUGCCAGCACGAGUUUCACAUGGUGUGCGUGGAUAAAUGGCUCAAAGAGAUACACGGGGUGUGCCCGCUUUGCAGAGGCGAUGUUCGUAACGGUGGGGAGUCCUCUGUGUCAAACCCUGAGAUUCAGAUUCCAUCUCUUUGAUCAAACUGUACACAUGUAAAUAUAGUAAUGAAUUCUUUUACAAAUAUAUACCAUGUUGUAGCAUCUUAUCUCCUCAUAGAUGUGACCUAUAUGGAAUUAGGAAGUGGGAUAUUUCUGGCCUUGCA
This is a messenger RNA of Hibiscus syriacus, 1842 nucleotides long. RefSeq lists its product as uncharacterized. Bases 98 to 1717 code for a protein of 539 amino acids. The record is from RefSeq and is a predicted model, not a curated record. The transcript has 6 exons. Lineage: Eukaryota; Viridiplantae; Streptophyta; Magnoliopsida; Malvales; Malvaceae.